Molecule: messenger RNA, 955 nt
Organism: Coprinopsis cinerea okayama7#130
Lineage: Eukaryota; Fungi; Basidiomycota; Agaricomycetes; Agaricales; Psathyrellaceae
Exons: 5
Coding region: 752-955 (67 amino acids)
Source: RefSeq, a predicted model, not a curated record
UCCACGGCCAGCAGCUCCACAGCUUCUCUGUGAUCCCGGGCGACCAGCCGUCUUUCCGUCUUUCAACAAACCCAACGCUUAGCCGCCCAAUUACUGGGGUUGUCCAGUAUAUAACGUCCGUCGGACAGCAUCCUUGCAACAGCCACGAAAUAUCGAUCGCCGUCAACCGCAGCGGCGAACACCGCGACUACAACUCGCAUCUAUUCUUCGAGGAGAUCGGAAAUACAGCACUCGGUUUAGAGGAAAUUCUCCGUAGUCUCAUCGACAUCAGCAUCACAUAACGAGCGAACACCGCAACAGUACCCACCGAUCCACGUUAACAAGCACCAGCUUCCACGUUAACCAAACCGAACCUACCAACAUUGCCCUUCCCAGCACAGCGCGCUUGUUUUAGCCCCAGGUUCAGUUUUCAAAAAAGGAAACAUCUAAAGGUUACCAUCCCGAAGGACGAAACAUCAUUAGCUUCAGGAUCCAGUCGUGACUAACUGCUACGGCUCUCGGAGAAAGGAACGUCAGAGCUUCAACCCCCCGAGAACAAUAAGAAGCCAGGGGAACCGCUAUAAAGGCCCCUAACCAUUUCCGCGCUCUCCACCGAACUCUUUCCCAUCAAAGCGACUUUUCCGCGACAUAUCCACAAAGACUUCUUUUGACAGUGACACCUGUCCUCUGUCUCACUCUUAUUCUCCAACUUCCACCACCCCGCAACCCAUCGUCCUCCACCGCCACUGCAUUGCCAGCAGCCGACUUCACAAUGCGAGCCGCCGUCGACCUCUACGAAUCGCCUGAACUCACCUCGUCCGAAGUCUGGUCCCCGGACUCGAAUGCUAAAUCAAGACUAUGCUCCGUGCUCGGGGCGCUCUCCAUCGCCGCCGUUGCUUCGUCCGUCGCUGUGUAUCAGUUUACAAGCGUACUAGCGAAUGCUUCGCCUAAAGCGCGAAUGCUCUCUGGACGAUAG